This is a messenger RNA of Sclerotinia sclerotiorum 1980 UF-70, 1239 nucleotides long. RefSeq lists its product as hypothetical. The record is from RefSeq and is a predicted model, not a curated record. Lineage: Eukaryota; Fungi; Ascomycota; Leotiomycetes; Helotiales; Sclerotiniaceae. The transcript has 2 exons. Bases 1 to 1239 code for a protein of 412 amino acids.
AUGUGUAUCACAUUCUCUGCUUUGUUAAUUCUUCUUUGUGACUCUGUACCUUUCGUACUUUCUCAAGUCGUAGAGCCCAUGAACCACUCCUUUACACAAACUUCUGUUAUAUCUAUUCUUAGCCUCACAACAAGUACCACCGAAAUAUUUCCAUCCCCAACUAUUACACCUCAGAAUGACCUUAUACCUGUCUCUUCUACUCUGCUAGUCACCCCCAACGAGCUAUCAACGCCCAUCAGCACAACGGAAACAAAUAUCACAGCUUUACCGUCUUCAUGUCAGGCUCAAAUCUUGCAAUUUGACUCAAAUAAUAGGGCUCUCAGCACUACGAUCCAAUGGAUAACUAGAAGCGCGUCGUUAUCACCUAGUACUAGCUUCACUACAACAACUCAGAUCCCACCUGAGCCUCCAACCUCCGCUACAAAUACUACUUCUCAGAUAACCUUUGAAUCUGCAGUUUCUCCAAUGAACUCUGAUACAACUACUCUCGUCUCGAUCUAUCCGAUAUACCCUAACUCAACAACUCGAAUCUCAGCUGAAUCAACAAUUCCUACAAAAAUUACUAGUACGACAAAUCAGAUCUCAUAUGAAUCUACAAUUCUUACAAUAGAUUCUAGUACUCAAAUACCGUCUAUACCUACGACGUCGACAAUCAAUCCUGGCAUACCAGCCCUGACUCCAACCUACACGGUAGACUCUAGUGCAACAACUUUAGUCUCAGCCUAUACGAUAAAAUCUAGAACAACAUCCCUUAUCUCAUCUGAAUCUGCAAUCUUUACAACAGAUUCUAGCACAACAAUUCAAGUCCAUACAACACAAAAUAGUCGACCUAGCCGCAGCUUUCCCACAUCAACGAUUGAGAUAACCAGUACAGCCUUAGAUAUUUCUACAAGUGCAGUUCCUACAGCCGCUGUUCUCGCAACACCAUCGUCAUCAAUCGAUCAGACCUUCAGUAACGACAUUACAUCGCUAAUCAGUACAUCCAGAAUAUCGAAAUCGAAAUUCACUUCAGAAUCAAGCACUAUUAUAACCACACCCACCACCCGUACAUCACCAGCCACUAGCAGUCCAGCCCCAGCGCUAACAUCCAGCAUAGCAGCGAGUGUUCAACCUCCCUCUGUGUCUUCUAGCCCGAUCACUGAACCCUUUCUUCCUGGCGACAUGGCUGCAUCAACAACUGUCACGUACUUGAAUUCUACUUAUACGCUUAUUCAGGUCUAUACCAGGUCCCAUAAUUGA